AAAGAGAAAUCAUAAAAAUAAAAAUGAUAUCAUGUCCCAGCGAAUGAUAGCCCCGGCUUAUCCUCCCAGGGUUGUUCACGGAACCCACUUCCACCCUCCCCCCCAGCGCGCACGCAAAGAAACCCUAACCUAGUCCUUCUAGUCGAUCAACCGGAACACCAAUUCCUUCUACCAUUUUUUUCCUGUCUGAUUCUCCUUUGAUCUUUUCCUGAUCGAGAUCCGAUUCCUACUUCGAUUGCAAUUCUUUUUCUUAAGUUUAAAGGAAGGGAAGGAACGGAUCGCUGGGCGAUGGGGGAGUCGAGCUCAUGGUCGCGGGCUUUGGUGCAGAUCUCGCCAUACACGUUCGCGUCCAUCGGAAUCGCGAUCUCCAUCGGCGUUUCGGUUCUCGGGGCUGCUUGGGGAAUUUAUAUAACGGGGAGCAGCUUGAUUGGCGCGGCGAUUAAAGCUCCAAGAAUCACCUCAAAGAAUCUCAUUAGCGUUAUCUUCUGUGAGGCUGUUGCUAUAUAUGGUGUAAUUGUUGCAAUCAUUCUGCAAACAAAGUUGGAAAGUGUAUCAGACUCACAGUUAUAUGCUCCAGAGUCUCUAAGAGCUGGCUAUGCAAUAUUUGCCUCUGGAAUCAUUGUGGGUUUUGCAAAUCUCUUCUGUGGGCUUUGUGUGGGAAUAAUUGGAAGCAGCUGUGCUCUGUCUGAUGCUCAGAACUCCACCCUUUUUGUAAAGAUACUGGUGAUCGAAAUCUUUGGCAGUGCACUUGGAUUAUUUGGUGUGAUUGUUGGCAUAAUUAUGUCAUCUCAAGCAACGUGGCCAGCAAAGACAGCAUGAGCCAUUUGUCUUUAGAACCAAACAGGGCCGGUUGCUUCUUACUCAGUGAGGUGGAAUUUGUGCAGUGUAUCUUAACUCUUGUCCAGUAUCGCGUUGAUAAUAAAUAUAGUGCCUGUGGAAGAUUUCCUGUAAUCAUUCCAUAGAGUAACUUCAGAUUGUUAUAUUGGCUAUCUUUUUGAUGAUUUUAAGAUCCUGCCACUUUGCAAGGGUAUCUGUUGUUGCAGAGAAGAUUUUUGUUUGCCAAAUAAACAGGUUUCUUAUUACUUGAUUCCUGCUGGCAUUGACUCAAUCUGAUAGGUGAGGAGCUCCUUAUUUAGUCAAUAAUGCUUUGAUUUUCAAUCA
This is a messenger RNA of Elaeis guineensis (African oil palm), 1161 nucleotides long. Its product is annotated as V-type proton ATPase subunit c''1. Gene Ontology annotation, cellular component: proton-transporting V-type ATPase, V0 domain. NCBI's taxonomy places the organism in Eukaryota, Viridiplantae, Streptophyta, Magnoliopsida, Arecales, Arecaceae. Gene Ontology annotation, biological process: proton transmembrane transport. Gene Ontology annotation, molecular function: proton-transporting ATPase activity, rotational mechanism. The record is from RefSeq and is a predicted model, not a curated record.